AUGGGCGGUAACAGCGGCAGCGACGAUGCCAAGAAGGAGCUGAAGAGCACCCGGGACGAUGACGAGAGCAACUACAAGGGCUGCAACCUCUGCAACCCGUUCCACUGGUCCCAUCGGUUUAUGUUCCUGUUUGUCACGUGCUUCCUCAGCUUCGGCAACUACUUUGUGUACGACAACCCUGCAGCCCUCCAAGAUCAGUUCAAGGAGGAUUUGAACAUCAACACGAGCCAGUUCAUGCUGACGUACAGCUUGUACUCGUGGCCAAACGUCUUCCUGUGCUUUGUAGGCGGUUUCCUCAUGGACAAGGUCCUCGGUCUUCGCUGGGGCGCCAUCCUGUUUGCAGCCUUGGUCACGGUCGGUCAGUGCGUGUCCGCCGUCGGUGCGCAAACGGGCAGCUAUCCACUGGUCCUGGCAGGCCGCUUCAUCUUCGGGCUGGGCGGCGAAAAUCUGGCUGUGGCACAGAACACGUAUGCGGUCAGCUGGUUCAAGGGCAAGGAGCUCAACAUGGUCUUCGGCCUGCAGCUGAGCUUCUCGCGCGUGGGCAGCACGGUGAACAUGAACAUCAUGAAGCCCAUCUACGACGCGUUUGGCGAGGGGGACCACGCCCUUGGCGGUGCUCUCUGGAUUGGCGGCAUCAUCUGCGUCUUCUCGCUCCUCUGCGCCCUCCUUGCCGGCUGGCUCGACAAGCGCGCUGCACGCAUCCUGAAGCGCGGGGAUGGCGAGACGGGCGAAGUCAUCCAGCUCAAGGACAUUCUCGACUUUCCCGUCAGCUUCUGGCUCAUGUGUGUCAUCUGCGUCGCGUACUACGUCGCCGUCUUCCCCUUUAUCGGCCUUGCGCUGACGUUUUACCAGCAGAAGUGGGGCCUGAUCCAGUCAACCGCAUCAACCAUCAACAGUCUUGUGUACGUCAUCUCUGCUGUUGCGUCGCCCGCAUUUGGCUACCUCGUCGACAAGACCGGCCGAAACCUCUCCUGGUGCAUUCUCGGCAUCAUCGCCACCCUGUUCUCCCACAUGCUCCUCGCGUACACGUUUGUAAAUCCGUACGCUGGCGUCAUUGUCAUGGGAUUCGCAUACAGUCUUGUUGCCUGCGCCCUGUGGCCAAUGGUUGCUUACGUCCUGCCAGAGCACCAGCUCGGCACUGCGUACGGGUUUAUGCAGGCGCUGCAGAACCUCGGCCUCGCCGUCAUCUCCAUGGUCGCCGGCAUGAUCGUCGACGACAACGGCUACUUGUGGCUUGAGAUGUUCUUCUGCGCGUGGCUGUGCCUGUCCCUCCUGUGCGGUGUCCUCCUCUUCUUCAUGGACGCCGCCGGCUCCGGAAUCCUCAACUGGAGCGCAGAGGAGCGCGCCAAGCAAGACAAGGAGGAGGAGAAACGUUCCCUGCUCACCAACGAGCCGGAGCCAACGCAGAUUCUGGCGGCGACCAACCAGCAGAUCCGCCUGCGCUACAUGUCCCGCCUCAACAUCCCCAUUCCAAAGGAGCAGUCUGUGGCCAUUCGUCACAGCGCCGGUGUUGGCGUUCUCAAGUAA
Messenger RNA from Salpingoeca rosetta, 1527 nucleotides. Its product is annotated as major facilitator superfamily transporter domain-containing protein 1. The coding region runs from base 1 to 1527 and encodes 508 amino acids. The transcript has 15 exons. Gene Ontology annotation, biological process: transmembrane transport. The record is from RefSeq and is a predicted model, not a curated record. Lineage: Eukaryota; Choanoflagellata; Craspedida; Salpingoecidae. Gene Ontology annotation, molecular function: transmembrane transporter activity.